Cataglyphis hispanica is the source of this 2278-nucleotide messenger RNA. RefSeq names its product tectonic-like complex member MKS1 (gene Mks1). Gene Ontology annotation, cellular component: MKS complex. Gene Ontology annotation, biological process: cilium assembly. The coding region runs from base 477 to 2039 and encodes 520 amino acids. The record is from RefSeq and is a predicted model, not a curated record. Lineage: Eukaryota; Metazoa; Arthropoda; Insecta; Hymenoptera; Formicidae. The transcript is spliced from 7 exons.
UUUCCUUAUCUCGAGCAAAUAUGCGCGCCAAGGAAAAUCGAUAAAGCCGAUCUGUUCACCACGUUGUUUCCGCCGAUGAGUGCCGCCUGUCACACGAUAUACAGGAUGUAUUCGAGACAAUUCAAGGUUUUAUAACACACACAUACAUAUCAAUGUUAUUACGCCGCUAAUACCAAGAAUACUCUCGUCUAAUAUAUCUAGACAUAGCAUUCAUCAUUUCCUGAAGUAUUAGCUUGACAAAUUACACGCGUACACACUGACUCAUCGGAAAUUCGCUAAUGAUGCUACAACAAGAAGGAAAAGAAAGACACUCUGCACGCGUGUAAACGGACGUCAAAGGUUGCCUAGCGAUGAACGAAUCAACAAACGAAUCAUUUUGGAUCAUUGGCAGUCGGAGCUGAGGCUCAUCAUUCAGCGUUUUGAUUCUGUUUUGCCACAAUAAUCGAAUCGUCUCAUUAAUAUCGCGUGAUUUAAAAAUGUCGUGCAAAGUGGAAAAAAUGAAGAUAGCUGCAAAUUACAAAGUGAACGAACCGAUACAUAAUUUGAAGAUAAGAGUGCGAGUCGCUCAGCAGAGAUCUCCGCUGGCCGAGCUGUUGGCCGAGGAAUCCAAGGGCGGUGAGACCAGAGACUCUAAUUUCUUGGAGGAGGAGGACCAUAUUUUUAACUGGCAGGAGAAAGUGUUCGGUCCAUUUGAGAUAGAUUUCUAUGCGGACGAGAAGAAUUGUCUGUCCGAUUGUCAGAAGGAGUAUCAUCGGCGUAUCAAUGAUGAGCAGCUAAAGGGUGCCCGAUUAUACUCUUACACCGAGAACGACUCUUACUAUAUUGAUAAUAAUCUUUUGACAACACCUUACAGGUCGUAUUUGUCGAAGAAGAAUCAAACCGCGUUGCCGGCCAUGCAAAAUCGUAAGCCCUUUCGGGAGCGAUACAAUAAAAGAGUGCUGGACAACAAAUCCAUAAAAGCCAGGAUCCGAUCGAGCCAUUAUUUUUACACCGAACGCAUUAGCAUGCACGUGAUGGCCGAUCUGUCUCAUAGAGAUGAACCCGCGACCGGCGGAUCGGCGGACUCGGAGACGCUGCUCUGCUCUGUGAUUUAUGACAAGGCUCGCAAACAGCUGACGAUUAAUCCCGAUUUCACGAUCGAUGACGAAAGGCACUAUAGUGUCAUCAACGGCCACGGUGUCAAGUUCAAUUAUUGGAUCGAGCACGUUUCCGCGGGGCCGACGUUGACGGAAUUGCAGGAGAAAUGCGAAGCUACACGGCGUGAAGUACAACAAGAGCUUGAUUAUAAAGAAGCAGAGUUAUACAAGGAACUACAAUUGCCACCGGCGAAUUUAUCUACUCUAUUUUUAAAUUUGGACAUUGUCUCAGCUCAUGGUUUCUCCUAUGACGGAUUGUUUAUUACCUAUUUUAUCGAUUUGCCACAACAUUGGACUACAAAACAGAAAGAGAGAUUAUUCGGAAGAACGCAGAGGUGUCUUUUAGAAAAUAAAUCGGCGCAUUUUAGUUAUUGUACGGAUAUAUCCUUGCAUUAUCCAUCAAAUGAUUUUCAACAAUUAACUGAUGAUACACACAUCGGCAAGACUUUGACCCCUCGUUUAUUAUUUUCCGUAGCGUCUUUGGAUAGUUGGACCAGGUAUCGAAUAGAGGGAUAUGCGGCGUUACCAAUACCAAUGAUACCUGGUACAUAUAAAUUUACAGUCCCUACAUGGCGUGCAAAAGGCAAUAUCAUCGAUGCGUUGAGACGUUUUUUCGUUGGUGGUUCUUACGAGCUCGAAGAUAUUACAUAUUGCAGUAUUCCAAUGGCGCAUGAGGGUACAAUUUUAGACAAAUCAAAUUUAAGGAUUAUAUCAAGUGGAGAUAUUGAAAUUAAUAUGAAUAUUGUAAUUCAAAAUGGUAUACAUAUGAAACAUUUUGAUUAUGAAAUCGAUAAUUCCGAUAGAAUAAGAACUGAUACACUAAUGAAUAAUGUUGAAAAUGUUCUUGAACAAUUUAAAGCGGCUAAGGAACGCAUGAUACGUAUAAGAACGAUUAAUUCUUAGAUGUAUAAAUUAUAAUAAUAAUGUCCAAAUAAUAAUAAUUAAAAAGACUGGUUGAAGUAAAGUUUGUAAAUAAAGUAUAAAUCUCUUUAUGAGAGAGAUGUAAAAAAAAUUAAAAAAUUUAUUUUUUAUUAUAUAUAUAUUGAUGUGUUUUAUAUAUGUACAGUUAUGUUAAUUUUUGGACAAUGGAUGAUGUGACAAUUCAUAAAUGACACAUGAGAAAUGCCAGACAAAUUUUUAUC